This is a messenger RNA of Cyprinodon variegatus (sheepshead minnow), 1569 nucleotides long. Its product is annotated as natural killer cell receptor 2B4-like. The record is from RefSeq and is a predicted model, not a curated record. The transcript is spliced from 7 exons. The coding region runs from base 28 to 1005 and encodes 325 amino acids. Lineage: Eukaryota; Metazoa; Chordata; Actinopteri; Cyprinodontiformes; Cyprinodontidae.
ACAGACGCUACUCCUCUCCCCACAGAGAUGGCUGGUGGUCGUUUUUGCUGCCUCCUCACGUAUGUCGUUGUGCUGUUUCUGAGGGUCUUCCUGCACGAUGUGGAGGCUUCAGGAGAAAAACAAGUCAUUGAUAGAAAAGUUGGAGACUCAGUGGAGCUUUCAUCAAAUUUACCAACUGAAGGAGUCAGCAGUGCAAGAUGGAGAUAUGGAAACUCAGUAGUUGCAUAUCAUGAUACAGGUGUUACUGCAAACAAUCUAUUUCAGGGCAGAGUGGAGUUCAAUAAUGUGAGCUUUAGUUUAACAGUGAGAGAACUGACCCUUCAAGAUUCUGGAGAUUUCCAGUUCAUCUCAGAGGCCAAUGGCCAACAAAGACCUACAGUCACCAUCACUCUGCAGGUUCAUGAGCCAAUAUCUACGAAGCCCAAACUGGUUUAUAACAUCAGUGAGCCUGACUUAAAUGGAUCCUGCACAGUUUAUCUGGAAUGCAGAGCAGCUCCUCACAGAAACACCAACUACAUCCUGACUGUAGGAAACCAAACACAUGAAGGCCCCAAGCUGCAUUACCACAUCACAACACAAGAUGGAGACACAACAGUCACCUGCAAUGCCUCUAAUGCUGUCAGUGAGAUGUCAGCAUCAGAAACAUUGAGGUGCAAAAACAGCACUGACAGCCUCUCUAACAAAGGUGAAUUGCCCCUUGUGUGGAUUCUCAGUGCAGCAGGAGGAUGUUUGCUGAUCAUUUUUAUCAUAAUAGUAGUGAUCCUCUGUCUCUGCAGGAGAACGUGGUCUGGAGGCAGUGAUUCAAACGAACUCACUGUAUAUGCUGAUAUCUCUGACUUUUCACCUGAAGUUGACACCUCAGCUAAUUCAAAGGUCUGUUCUUUAUACGACACUGUCAAUGACAACGCCGGUCACGGUCAACAAAUGCCCCAGACAAUCUAUGAUAAGAUCCAGAUUGAACGUAUGAGGAAGGCUUCCUUGUCUCCAUACCAGGAGAUUUCCUAGAUGCUCUCAACAUGCUGGAAUUUUUUUGGUGCAGCUUAGAAGAGAGGUUAAAAACAAGCCCGGUAGAAGUAAAGAAGAAAACAUCGAUGAGACCGAUUCCCAGACCCAGUGACGUGUUCAACAAUUUUGAAACAGAGGAUGAUUUUGUUACAAAAUGCAAAAUGCUUUUUAAAUCCAAAUCACACAAGUAUCUAUUUGUGUCAUUGACUUUGAAAUGUAUGCUGUUAAGUGUGCAAAAUAUGUAUGUUAAGAAAGCCCAAGAAAAUGUGAAAGGAACUAACUGGUCCACGUAAUCUGAAACAAUACCUCGUUCAGAUAUAACUGGAUGAUGUGGAAAGGUAUCCACUAUUAUUAUUUUUUCAUUAAAUAUACCGUAGCUUACAGACAAUUAUUAACAGGCUAUUCAGAAUUUCUGUUUAUUUUAACAUUUUUUUUCAUGCCUUUGCUAAAUUUGAUAACAAAAGUAUGACUUCCUCUUUUUAAACAUGUCACUGGAAUUUGUAAUUUAUUUGUACAGCUUGUAAAUAUUUAGAUAAUAUAAACAUUUUAUACCCUCUUGCAAAC